Lethenteron reissneri (Far Eastern brook lamprey) is the source of this 1524-nucleotide messenger RNA. RefSeq lists its product as uncharacterized. The record is from RefSeq and is a predicted model, not a curated record. NCBI's taxonomy places the organism in Eukaryota, Metazoa, Chordata, Hyperoartia, Petromyzontiformes, Petromyzontidae.
GGAUGGUGUUCUUGGGGUCAUAGGCAGCAUUCCUCCUCCUCCAAACACAGGAGUUGAGUUGAUGCCAAAGAGCUCCAUUUUGGUCUCAUCUGACCACAACACUUUCACCCAGUUGUCCUCUGAAUCAUUGACAAACUUCAGACGGGCAUGUAUAUGUGCUUUCUUGAGCAGAGGGAUCUUGCGGGCGCUGCAGGAUUUCAGUCCUUUACGGCGUACUGUGUUACCAACUGUUUUCUUGGUGUCUAUGGUCCCAGUUGCCUUGAGAUAAUUGACAAGAUUCUCCCGUGUAUUUCUGGGCGGAUUCCUCACCGUUCUCAUGAUCAUUGCAACUCCACGAGCAAUUGGAGAGUACAGCCAUGUCUUUAGCUGCAUGCAGUGAGGCAUGGGGCGUCUGCGAGAAUGCCGGCAAUUCACGGAGCAAGACCAGAGGUCGAGCCAUGCUGCCCACGUCUAGAGAGGUGGAGGUGAAUGUGAGUGUGCGCCACAUGUACCUGUACAGCCGCGAGGUGCGUGGGGUGGUGGCAUGUCUCCGCGCCGAGUGUGGGUCACUGUCCGUGCACGCAGUUGCCUUGGCCCACACUCAAGGUGAUCUGAACAAGGCCUUGGGACACGUUCGUAAUGAGAAACAGGCAAAUGUGCAAGCUUCUAGCAUGCGAUCGCGACGACCUACACGUGAGGUGCUCCUCCACCAGGGUCUCCUCCUCCUGCACCAACAGCUCCUCCACCAGGGUCUCCUCCUCCUGCACCAACAGCUCCUCCACCAGGGUCUCCUCCUCCUGCACCACCAGCUCCUCCACCAGGGUCUCCUCCUCCUGCACCAACAGCUCCUCCACCAGGGUCUCCUCCUCCUGCACCACCAGCUCCUCCACCAGGGUCUCCUCCUCCUGCACCAACAGCUCCUCCACCAGAGUCUCCUCUUCCUCCACAACAACCGUCAGCCAUUUAGAGGCCUGGGCGGCAGGGCUGGAACUCACAGAGGGACCUGGGUUUGAUGCCCAAACUUGGGCCACUUUCUCCGUGUGGAAUGUGGAGUGUGUUCUACCCCCCCCCCCCCGUUUUAUCCUGCAUUGGUUUCCAAAAUCAGAAUAAAUUAUUUAGACUGGAUGAAGAGGAAUCCGAUAAGCUAUGAAGCUCUUCUUUCACAGAUAUGCAGUCGAGGCACAGGGUCAGCAAGUUACAACAACAAACAAAAGAAAAUGAGUGCAAAGUGUAAAAAUGUAAGCAAGUCACAAAAUAACUGAGCAUAUAAGCACAAAGUACGUAAAAUCCUGCCAGUUUUUCAACACUAAAUACAAAUUUAUGGGUUGUUACGGGAAGAAAGGCGGACAAACACAAGGGUGUCUGGACCCACACACGGGUGUCUACAUCCACGUCCGCAUCGGUUAACCCUGGGGGGGCAUGGGGGCGUUGUGAUCCCCCAUAGCCCCACCCCUCGGAGAGGAUUCUUAUAAAAGGCGGGGAGCCAGAGGGCUCGAGGCCAGUGUGUUAGACGCUUACCAGAGAAGACUGAAGACCGGCAGAAUA